AUGCCCGGCGUCUCCGUUCGCGAUGUCCAAGCGGAUAAGUUCAUCAAUGCCUACGCCGCCUUCCUGAAGCGACAGGGCAAACUGCCUAUUCCAGGUUGGAGCGACACUGUCAAAACGAGCCAUGCCAAGGAGCUGCCGCCGCAGAGCAUUGACUGGUUCUACGUCCGCGCCGCCGCCAUCGCCCGUCACAUCUACAUGCGCAAGACCGUCGGCGUAGGCCGUCUGCGCAAGGUCCACGGCGGUGUUAAGAACCGCGGCACCCGCCCUUCACACCACGUUGAUGCUUCAGGGUCAGUAGAUCGCAAGGUCAUGCAGGCGCUGGAGAAGAUUGGCGUGCUGGAGCAGGACGAGGAGAAGGGUGGACGACGGAUUACGCAGAGUGGACAGCGAGAUUUGGACCGGAUUGCGCAGACAACCGUAGAGGCGGAGGACGAGGAGGAAGACGAGGAGUAG
Messenger RNA from Baudoinia panamericana UAMH 10762, 453 nucleotides. RefSeq lists its product as uncharacterized. The transcript is spliced from 3 exons. Gene Ontology annotation, biological process: ribosomal small subunit assembly; translation. Gene Ontology annotation, molecular function: structural constituent of ribosome; RNA binding. Gene Ontology annotation, cellular component: cytosolic small ribosomal subunit; ribosome. The record is from RefSeq and is a predicted model, not a curated record. NCBI's taxonomy places the organism in Eukaryota, Fungi, Ascomycota, Dothideomycetes, Mycosphaerellales, Teratosphaeriaceae. The coding region runs from base 1 to 453 and encodes 150 amino acids.